AUGGAAGAGUGUCCUAUUUGUUUGGCAGAUGACCAAGAGGGUGAACAAUUUGGAUGUUUGAACGUUUGCGGGCAUAAAUUCCACUUAAACUGUAUAAGAGAGUGGCACAAGUAUAGUAUCAACUUGAAGUGCCCCAUCUGCAGGGUUGAAUCCACCCAUUUAGAAGUUGGCGAAGGGCAACAUGCACUUUCUAUAAAUUUGAAGAUGGGGUUUAUGAUUAAGAAUGCUAUCGAUUAUGUGGGGGCCGAAACAACUAACGAAAGAAAUGAGGACGAUACAGGGGAGCAAGACCAAGAAAUAGAAUUUCUCAGCGAAAGGCUUAGAGGUACGCUGGUGAUGGAUACCAUUAAGAUAAUUCAGUGCAGCAUAUGCGGAGACACAGAUGUUUCUCGAUUAAGCCUGUAUUGCCAAGACUGCGAAGCAAUAUAUCACGAAACAUGUCUACGCGGGCUAGCUUGUGAGGUGGGCGAUCGCAAUACGUGGCAGGAGUGCACAGAUUGUAGAUCAAAUGCAUUGCUCGAGCUGCGCAUGGGUGCUAUCAGUAGCCAACUUGCUAGCUACGAUUCCAGGAAUUCCAUGAUUUUUGCUGGUGAGUUACGGGACAAGCACAGCGUCAAGACACAGCAGAUGUAUGAACAGAUACGGAAUGCCAAGCACAAAAUCCAGAUGCACGUGCGACGAGCACUGGACCGGUACCCACUGCCUCUGCUGCGCUUCAAGGAUGCCUACAAGCACGUCAACAAGCAAGUAUCCCGCAAGUUGUACCGUCUCUCUGACAACAAGUACCUGCCUGACCAGUACGAUUACGACUCUUUAGCCCGAACUGGAGUGCACACAGAACUCCUAAUUUACUGUCAUGAUGAGUAG
Saccharomyces cerevisiae S288C is the source of this 867-nucleotide messenger RNA. RefSeq names its product ubiquitin-protein ligase ASR1 (gene ASR1). The coding region runs from base 1 to 867 and encodes 288 amino acids. The record is from RefSeq and is marked reviewed. The transcript has a single exon. Gene Ontology annotation, cellular component: nucleus; cytoplasm. Lineage: Eukaryota; Fungi; Ascomycota; Saccharomycetes; Saccharomycetales; Saccharomycetaceae.